Molecule: messenger RNA, 561 nt
Organism: Lasiosphaeria miniovina
Lineage: Eukaryota; Fungi; Ascomycota; Sordariomycetes; Sordariales; Lasiosphaeriaceae
Exons: 1
Coding region: 1-561 (186 amino acids)
Source: RefSeq, a predicted model, not a curated record
AUGAAUGCUACCAACUCUCAACGCGCUGCUCCUCCGGAACCAAUCGUCACCAAAGUCAUUACAGAUUUAGCAAGAGUUACCAUGACGGCCAAGAAUAACGAAAAACCUCUAUCCGCCGUAUCACACUUAUUCCAAAAUGGGCUAGAUUUUGAAGAACUCACGCCGAGCGGGAUCGGGAAAUCCUGGAAGAUUGAGGGGCUAUGGGUCGACAUGUUUGUACGCAUCGACCAGUACACAACGUUGAUAAGCGCCAACGAGGCCUUCGAAGCUAUUCUAGAGCAUAACGACAGCAUGCAAAAUUGGACCACGCUAGUAGUGCCUGUCACAAAAAAACCCGUCAAGCUUGGCCACCGAGUUCUCGGAAACUACGAAAUUGACCGUCCAACCAUCCUGUGGCAGAACAACAAUGUCUUCGUCACGAUACAUUGGGAUAAGUACGAAGACCGGAGAUUUACUACUAGCAAAGUCGACCGAAUCAAUGGGAACCUGAUAACGGGGGCUCUCGCAUUCGCCCAAGGGCUCGAAUACCUCCUUAUUGGUGGAGCUCAACUACCUCUUUAG